This is a messenger RNA of Blepharisma stoltei, 1503 nucleotides long. Lineage: Eukaryota; Ciliophora; Heterotrichea; Heterotrichida; Blepharismidae. The record is from the annotation of a GenBank genome assembly.
AUGGAAAGCGAAAUUUAUAGCUCGCUUUUGAAAUCUAAUUUAUUGAAGGAAAAAAUAUCUGUGAGGCUGCAGAAGGAUGUAGAAAAUGAACUGGGGAGCUUGGAAAGAGAAAGAAAAGAAGCAAUUAGGCUGAGCCAACUUGUGCAUGAGACUGAAGAAGAGCUUGAACAAGUUAAUAGAAAAAUCAAAAAAUGCUUUGAAAAUAAAGAAAUUCUGAGUGAAUUAUCAAUUUCUGGGAAAAAGCUGGAAACUGCAAAUACUUUAUUUCAAGAAAUUUUGGAAGAAAAUAAGCUUCUGAGAUCACAAAUUGACUCGUUAAGACAAAAUAUUAUAGCUUGGAAAAGAGUCAUUCACACUACACAGACUGAAACUGAAAAAUAUUCAAAGUUGUCUCAACAGAAAGGUGAAAAUAUGUGCAAUUUAAUAAUUUCUGAAGACCAAAUCCAACAGCAAUUAUCUCAUUUGAGAUCAAAAAGUGCAAACUCUCAUGAAAAAUUUGCGAAUAGAAUAAAUUCUCUGGCAGCAGUUAUCCAAUAUGAAGAAGACCAUAAAUCACAAAUCCUAAAAAAUAUAAAAGAGAGCUUAAAUGUUCAGAUGUUUAGGCCUCUUAACAUGCUAGAUAAUGCUAAGGUUGCUAAUUAUUUAAUUUCUAGGUAUAAAAAUCAAAUAGUAGCCAAGCAAAAAGAAACAAAAGAAUAUAUUGAACGCAUACAGGGCUUAGAAAAAGCACUGAAAAUUAUAACAGAAGCCACUGGUAUAGCUUCUUGUCAAGAAAUUACCACACAAUUCCUGAAGUCUGAAGAGCAAAUAGGAGGAAUGACACGAUAUUUAAAUGAACUGAACACUGAGUGAGAUAUCCAGUUAAAAAACCUCAGCUUUAUUUUUUUAUUUGCAAUGCAAAAAGGUAUGACUAAAAGCGCUAAUAAAAAAGAUGCAAUGGAAAAAUCAGAAGCCAUAGAGAAAAAAGCCCAAAAAGUAUUAGAAGAUAAUAAAAAAUUGGGUAUCAAAUGCGCUCAAGUGCAGUUUCAAUUAAAUCACUCUUUCAGUAUUAUAAAAGUAUUUAAAAAUUAGCAAAUGCUCAAAAAAUGCCAAAAAGCGCCAGUUAAACCACAAAUAAAUGUAAGCCCUCCUAUUGUGCCUGAAGAAACGUGUGAGGAGAAUAUUAUUUUUUAUUUAAGCCAAAUUGAGGAAUAUAUUUCAUUAUUUCAGAUGAUUAUAUCAAAUUUGUCAUAUCCAAGGCCAUUAACCCCUAUUAAUUUGCAGACUUCUCCGAUAAAUGUUCCUAAAUUAAAUGUAAAUCAUAUUUAGCUCAUUUUGGAAUCAAAAGAACUCUUCAAAGAUUCAGAUUCUGAGGAAUCAAAAUCUCCUAAAAAUCUAGAUUUUAUGAAGAAUCGUGCCAAAUAUUUAUAUUCAGCUUAUACAGAAAGAAGAGCAUCAAUUCAUCAUUCGCCUGCUAAGAGUGAAAGCAUAGCAAGAGGAAAAACGCUUAGGAACCCAGAAUAA